CUGUGGAGGACAUGAACAAAACCUCAUUGGAGCCCGCGCCGCAGACGCGCCCGGUGUAAAUAAGGGGUUAGUGUAUUAUGUGGCGUCAGACAUCAGACAAGACGUGCAGGGUGGAAGGGAGUGCAUGGUCGUUUAAAACACAGAACGGAUUGCAUUUUCUUUCCUUUGCCUAACAUUGUUGCAGAUGCCUGCGAGGAGGUAUCCGUUCGGAUGUCCCAUGUUUAUCAUCACAAUUUCUCCUACCACAGCUGACAUGAGAAGUUUGUGCCUUUGGCUAUCCCUCACCUAUUUGGCUACCACAAGCCUUAACGGGUCACGGGCGCACGAGCUCAACAACUCCUCACUUAUCAGGGGUAUUUCAUCGGAGACCGAACUGCUAAACAUAUCAGGUCAGAAGGUGCUUAACCGUUCCAGUUUUUUUACGAUAGACUUAGAUGAGGGGACCCUCGCAGACUGGCGCUCAAUGGCUGGAAAGAAGCGCUACGGAGGAGAGUCGCAGAACGGGAAAGUGAAAGCUUUGCUGGUUUUCGCUUACUCUUUUAUAAUUGUCAUUUCACUUUUUGGGAAUACUCUUGUAUGCCAUGUGGUGUUCAAGAACAAACGCAUGCACUCCGCUACUAGCCUAUUCAUUGUUAACUUGGCGGUGGCAGACAUUCUCAUCACGCUUCUCAACACACCGUUUACCCUGGUUCGGUUCGUUAACAGCAGUUGGGUGUUUGGAAAAGGCAUGUGCCACAUCAGCCGCUUCGUGCAAUAUUGCUCUCUGCACGUGUCCACGCUGACUCUCACCGCUAUUGCGCUCGACAGGAGGCAGGUGAUCCUGCACCCUCUCAGGCCCCGCAUGUCUCCAGCUCGUGGGGGCGUUUGUGUGGCUCUCAUCUGGAUUAUGGCCAUCUGCUUCUCCAUGCCUCACGCCAUCUACCAGAAACUCCUGACCUUUGUGUAUAGCAAGGAGAAGGAACGGAGCCUGUGCGUCCCAGACUUCCCAGAGCCCUCAGAUGUCUACUGGCAGUGUAUCGACCUGCUUACCUUCAUCCUCCUCUACGUCCUCCCUCUUCUAAUCAUCACUGCUGCCUACUCCACCGUGGCCCGCCGCCUGUGGCGCCGCAAUGCCAUUGGGGACACUACCACAUCCCAGUAUGCCGCCCAGAGACGAAAACGCCGCCGCACACUGGCCAUGCUGCUGGUGGUGGUGAGCGUGUUUGCCAUCUGCUGGUUCCCCCUCAACUGUUACGUUGUGCUCCUGUCCAGCCAGGCCAUUCGCUCAUCCAAUGCCUUGUACUUUUGCUUUCAUUGGUUGGCUAUGAGCUCCACGUGUUACAAUCCAUUCAUUUACUGCUGCCUGAACCCAGCCUUCCGCAAGGAACUGAGGCUGUUACUGGGCAUGUGCAGGUGGAGAUUGAGGGCCAGAGAGGUGGGGGUGGGACCAGAGCAGGGGGCUCUGCCCUCCAGCACGCCAUGUCAUAGGGCCGCGUGGCCGGAGAGCCAUGCAUCUUUACAACCCAACCAAGCCUCAUCCCAGAGAAGCCAUACAUCCCAACGGAACCACAUCUCUGCCCGACAGAGCCAUGCGUCCGCUGAUAAACCAAAUGCCCUCAAAGAUAGGUACCUCCUUUUCUGCACGAGCCAUGUGCAAACAGGUAAAACAGACAUUCAUUCAGUGGAACCAAUAGUGGCUGUCAGCUAGUGGCACAACGAAUCACAAAAGUCAUGGUUCGGAAACAUACCAUAUAGUUCUGAGUCACGGAUGGGAUAAUAUUUCGGAUUAGCAAGA
This is a messenger RNA of Osmerus eperlanus (European smelt), 1774 nucleotides long. RefSeq names its product G-protein coupled receptor 83-like. Gene Ontology annotation, molecular function: neuropeptide Y receptor activity. Gene Ontology annotation, biological process: neuropeptide signaling pathway. Gene Ontology annotation, cellular component: plasma membrane. The transcript has 4 exons. NCBI's taxonomy places the organism in Eukaryota, Metazoa, Chordata, Actinopteri, Osmeriformes, Osmeridae. Bases 185 to 1687 code for a protein of 500 amino acids. The record is from RefSeq and is a predicted model, not a curated record.